UAGUGUGUGUGUUUUUGGCUCUCUUUAAUGACAUGCUUUAAUGAUGAUUGGAUCUUCCAGCGCUUAAAAAUGUAUAUGAAUUUCAACCAGAUUAUGCCAACCGCGAAUCUUCUGUUUCCGCACUUGUGUGUUGCACAUUUCAACGCCACGCUGCGGUCUGUUUUAUUUCAUGUGCGAUGGAGGCUGUUGAUGGUGCUCCAGCAAGAGAAGUGUGCAUCAAGUGGAUCAGGAGUUGACAACAGAUGCGUCGCUGCAAGCAGAAGCAGAGAGAUCCGUGCAGGACAAGACUUCAACACAACGAGCAGGAUGAUUUCCUGGAACGAUUAUGGAUUUAAUUAGUUAUCAUAAUUUUGAAUUACUUGCCUGCACCAUUCUCAUCUCAUCACUGUUUGUGAUAAAUGGUGCCUCUCCUGACAGGCUGCCUCAAACUCUGGACCUGUGCUCUCCAAACCCGUGCCAAAACAGGGCAAUAUGCAGAACCCACAGGGACGGCUACUCGUGCUUCUGUGUGCCGGGGUUCCAGGGGGCUCACUGUCAGAUUGAUGUGAAUGAGUGUGUUUCACAGCCCUGCAGCAACGGAGCCACCUGUGUGGACAAAGUGGGCAGGUUCUCCUGUCUGUGUUCUCCCGGGUUUACUGGGGCCACUUGUGAGGUCCAGAUUGAUGAGUGUCAAUCACAGCCGUGUCUCAGUGGUGGCAGUUGCCAUGACUACGCUGGUGGCUUCACUUGCACCUGCCUUCCCGGUUUCCAAGGACACCGGUGUGAAAUCAACACGGACGAGUGCCAAGAGCGGCCGUGCCAAAAUGGGGCUCGGUGUAUAGACGGGGUGAAUGAAUAUAGCUGUGACUGCUCUCACACAGCCUUCACAGGCAUCCACUGUGAGACACCACUACCUCAAUGCCACUCUGAACCCUGCUUCAACAGCGCCAUCUGUACGGACGACCAGGGUAACUACACCUGUGAAUGCUGGCCAGGGUUCCAAGGGCAUCAGUGUGAGAUAGACAUCAGUGAGUGCAGCAGCAGCCCCUGCAUGCACGGAGGCCGCUGCAUUGAGAGGUCAUGGCAGGCCCUGUAUGGCAGUGAGCCUCUGCUCCCUGAAUAUUAUGACCAGCAGCAUGCUGCAGGCUACAUCUGCAGCUGUCCUCCAGGAACAACAGGUUCCCUCUGUCAGGAGGUGAUAAACCAGUGUGAUCCCAGUCCCUGCCAGAAUGAGGGCAGGUGUGAGAGCCAUGUUGGAGGCUACACUUGCCACUGCCUCAAGCAGAGUCAUGAUGGCAUUCUCUAUGGAGGUGUAAACUGUGAUGUGAAGCUGGUGGGCUGUGAGGGACAUGAAUGCCAGAACCAAGGCUCCUGCUCUCCCUUUCUGUUGGAUGGGACUCACGGUUACACCUGCUCCUGCUCAGCGGGGUACACUGGACCCCUCUGCGUGACCCUUACCACAUUCUCCUUUGAACGCAGAGGCUACCUGCUGCUUCAGAGUCCCUUAGUGGAUGCUGAGGUCUCUUGCAACAUCACUCUCAGCUUCAAGACUGUUCUGCCCAGAGCAGUGUUGUUCCAGCGGAACAACAGGGGCCUGCUGCUGAGCCUGGAGCUGGAGGGAGGACAGCUUCGUCUCACACUGUGGAAGGAGGCUUCUGCUGGUGCUGAAGCAGAGCUUUCUAGCCAGUCUCUGGAGCUUCCACACAAUGUCACAGACGGAGAGUGGCAUUCUGUAGAGGCCCUGCUUGGAAACUGGGUGCUCAGCCUGAAACUCUUGGAUGACACUGGGAGCUGUGGGAACCAGUCAUGCCACAGGGUGGCCCCACUCCAAAGCACCCUGGGCAGGCUGGUGGCGCAUCCUCAGAACACUUUUAUCGGAGGAGUGCUUCAGGACUCAAAUGGCCCUAGUGAGGCCUCUCCACUUCCAGCAUUUAUUGGCUGCAUGCGGGAUGUGUUUGUGGACUGGCAGCUCGUCGUCCCUGAGGAAUGGCUGAGUGACUCUGCUGUUAAUGUGUCCCCUGGCUGCAGCCACAGGGACCGCUGCCUGGAUGUGCCUUGCCAAAACAGAGGACAGUGUGUCAACCUGUGGCAGAGCUACCAGUGCUUGUGUCCAAGGCCUUAUGAGGGGCACGACUGUGAGGAGGAGCAUGUGACUGCACGCUUUGGGAAUGAGGACUCUCACAGUUACGCUGCGUUCACAGUCACUGAUGAUCUGGGUCACGACCUCCACAUUUCCCUCUUCCUGCGUACACGGAGGCGCAACGGACUCCUCCUGGUGCUCGCCAACAGCAGCAGCCAGUACCUGCACAUGUGGCUGGAGGACGGCAGGGUCACGGUUCAGCUCAACAACAACUUCGAGACUCUGCGGGGAGUGAGUGCGGUCAAUGACGGGGAAGUCCACUUUGUGAGUGUAGAGGUGGCGGAGGAUCAUAUGGCGCUGUACAUAGCGGCUCAGAAACAGGGUGAUGUGGAGAUCAGGACAGUAGAUGUCCAAGCGGGAGAUACUGUGUAUGUGGGAGGUCUGUUGGAGAGCAAGACGACUUCAGUGUUUGGUGGAUAUUUUAAAGGUUGCAUCCAGGACCUGAGGAUCAGUGACACUAGAUUGCAAUUCUUUGGGUUGGACACCUCAGUGAGAACUUAUCCUUUGGAGUUCAUGGAGAAUGUGACCAGUGGUUGCUCAGGGGACAACGCCUGUAGUAGGAACCCUUGUCUCAACGGAGGGAUGUGUUACUCCAAGUGGGAUGACUUUACCUGCACCUGCCCCCCGAGCACAGCAGGGCGGCACUGUGAAGAGGUCAGGUGGUGCGAGCUGUCCCCUUGCCCCACAGACUCAGAGUGCAGGAUGCUGAUCCAGGGAUAUGAAUGCUACUCCAAUGCAACUUUCAUGAAUGACAGCACUGUGCUGUCCUACCGGGGAAACGGCCAUAUAUCCCGCAAUCUAACCAACCUCUCCCUAAACCUGCGCACACGGAGGCGUAAUGCAGCUAUCCUGCAUGCAGAGAAGGGCUCAGCAUUCAUCACACUCUCUGUCCAGGACGGGUUCCUCUUCAUGGAGCUUCAGAGCACCGCUUCAGACGACAGUGAGGGGGAGGGAGGGGAAGGUGUGUCUACAGUCAGCCUCAGCAGCCGGAGGAGUGUCAGUGAUGGUGAGUGGCACAGUGUCCAUGUGUUCAUGGCAGCGCCGUGGGCACCAACCUCCCGGUGGAUGCUGGUUCUGGAUGAAGAAAUAGAGGAAGCCAGCACUUCCAGGAGCCAGGGAGGCAACAUGGACUUCCUCAGGCAGGAGGUGGACAUCUUCUUGGGGGGCCUGGCCCCCGAUGCCGGCUGGUCGGUGGCUGGAUGUCUGAGCACAGUUGAGCUGGGUGGCAUUGCCCUGCCUUACUUCAGCUCCUCUGAUGUGAACCUCCCGCGCCUACAGGAGGAGCAGUUCAUCCAGACAUCACUGCAACCACCGCUCCUUGGCUGCAAUGGGGCCCCCGUGUGUGAGCCCAACCCCUGCCUGAACGGAGGGGAGUGCCAGGACCACUUCAACACCUACAACUGCAGCUGUGCAGAGGGCUGGGCCGGGAGACGCUGUGACUUCUUCACCAACACCUGCGCUUCCGGUCCCUGUGUCCACGGCAACUGCAGCGUCAACGGGCUGACCUACGAGUGCACCUGUGAGUUUGGCUACGCAGGUGUGGACUGUGAGGAGGAGGUAGAUGUGUGUGAAAACCACCUGUGUGCCCAUGGAGGCACCUGUCUGCACGGGCCGGACAGGUACGCCUGCCUCUGCCCUGAGAACUACACCGGACCCCUCUGCAAUGAACGCAUUGAAGAAAUUCCGUGGUACAUUGUUGUCAGAAAAGUACGGCCCAAGCUGCCUGUUUCUGUGUGUGGCGAUGACACCAGAAACUACACCUGCUUCAACGGAGGCAACUGCACUGAGCGAGAGCUUUCCUGUGACUGUCCCCCCGGCUUCAUCGGACACCGGUGUGAGCAGGAGGUGGAUGAGUGCAAGUCCAACCCCUGUCUGAACGGAGGCUACUGCCGCAACCUCAUCAACAAGUUUAUCUGCGUGUGCGACAUGAGCUACGCUGGAGACUUAUGCCAGACGGAUCUGACCUCUGAGGGUUUGACCUCUGACCUCUUACUGUCCAUCAGUCUGGUGUCUGUUGUCCUGCUGCUGGUUCUCAUCCUGACCUCCAUUGGACUGGUGGUGGCGCUAAACCGCCGCGCCACCCACGGCACCUACAGUCCAAGCCGGCAGGAGAAGGAGGGAUCGAGGGUGGAGAUGUGGAGCAUCACCCAGCCGCCACCUAUGGAGAGACUGAUAUGAGAUGCAGGUGGGGGCAGUGUUUACAUGCAGGCUCUCACUGUUAGAGUCGUGUAGGAGCUGAUAAGCAGAAAUACUCCUGAUACCAGAUGUAUGGCCAACUCAGAUGGGAUUGAACAUCUGGAUCCUGCCUGUAAACAUGGUCUUCACCUCGCAGUACCUCCAUCCUAAAACUAUCGUUGCUGUCUUUCUUCAUUCGCCAAUGCACAUGCUGGAAGACUGUAUGAGAUCUUGUGUGUAAAUACGUAGCCCAGAGAUGUUUUGCACCUGGCUUCACCACCCAGCAGUUCAUCCAUCUAAAUGCAAAGAUCUGCAAUCAGCAGGUAUUGAGUCUGUCACAUCAUUGUGUCCAUAAUUAUAGAGCUGAUGGACCAGUGAACACACACACACACACACACACACACACACACACACACACACACACACACACACACACACACACACACACACACACACACACACCACACACACACACACACACACACACACACACACACACACACACACACACACACACACACACACACACACACACACACACACUUACACUAUAUCUUAAAACCUCAUCCCGAAACAAGCAGAAUAAAUCUAAACAUUCCUUAUUUAAAUUCGAUCCAUGUGUAUUUAUUACAGGAAAAUUGUCUCUUCUACUUCUAGUAGUCAUCUUUCAGGAUUAUAGUUGCACUAGUUGAGAAUAGUUUCUUCAAGGUUGGCUUGUAUAUUGUUAGUAACUCGAGCUGUCUGAUUUAAGUUGUAAUUUUAAUUGUACAUACUGUUCUGAUUGUUUUGCUUAUUAUUUUUUAAACUGUGAAUUUUACUUUGUACCUUUUUUAAUUAUUGGCAGCUGUACGGAAAAUCUGUUGGAAAAUUAAAGUGAAUUUAUUCGUGUUGAUUUAUUCAAGGUCUACAAAGUGUUACGUCUUUAGGGACAGUGUGAUUCUGCUUUUAGUGUUUGCUUAAUCAAUAAACCGACACGCUUAUAGUCACACGCUCUGUCACCUCCAAGUGCAUAGAGACCCAAAAACCAACCAGUGCUCCUGUACUGGAAUAACACCUGGCCCCAGGUUUUCUGUCUGUCUUAUUUGUGGCAAUUUAAUGAAAUGCAGCUUUGGAAAAUGCACAGUGUGGACCCUGGGGCAGUUUCUUGCUUUACCUGGUUUUGGCUGUGUGAACUGUAAAUACACAAUAAACCACACUGACUAUUUUGUCAAUACAACACAUGUUUUUUUUUUUCCCCACAUAAUGUGAGUCUAUGUUGAUACAGUGUUUUGGUAUAAAGAAAAUGAGUCUGGUGAUGCAUAGGAAUGAAACAGUAUAAUUUAUUUUCAGUUCACAGUGCAUACAUUACGUGCAGUUGUACCAAGUUACUCAUCAUCAAUAGCUCAUUAGAUUGACCUCAGUUGUUUAAGACAGUUGUUUUCUCUGCCAUGAAAACAUGCAAGUGUGCACAGAAUCAGAAAAUCAGUAAAUGGCAUACAGAAAAGUUAAUCAUCAUUACGAUACCCAAACAAGAGACUGAAAUGAAAACUAAAAAGUUGCUUACUGUAACAUUCAGUGUAUUUGUCCAUAUACUGAAAAUAUUAAUUUUUUUUUUUUAAAUGCGUAAUUUCAGGGAAAUGAUGUUAAUAUCUCUGUAAAGUUGAACGCUGCUACAUAGUCUUUCAACCUCCUCUCACUCCAAAUUUGCAAUUUCAGGACACUUAUACUUACUAUAUAUUUACUGUUCGCUUAGCUGUCACAAGCCUGCAGACAUUGAAAUGCAAAUCCCCUGACAAUCCUCUCUAUGUCGUUGAACGACGUUAGUGUAAACGGGACCAGAGUUACGGUUAGAUUUACAGUAGCCGGUUAACCAAAAAAAAGUAGAAAUGCUUUCCUCUACAUAAAUUGCAAGGCAGAUGACAAUCAACUCUACAAUACCCAAUGCAAGGCAGAAUGAUGUUCAUUUCCAUCAUUUUUGAUUUGAUGGAAUUGCUAAAUACUGAACUAAUAAUCAAUACCAAAAGAAUAAACAACAACUGUAAAACUAAACAAAACAAAAUCAUAGCAUACAACACAUACAGGUACAUACAUGCAGAUACAACAGUAAGCAUUGUACCAUGUACAAGUAAGCGUCAGUCUCUGCUCAUUAAAACGUGUCAGAUGCUCCUGAACAUGAAUGGCUACAUGGGACAUUUUGUUAAUAUUCUCUCUCUAUUUCAUUUCUCCAAAAAUAAAAUCUAAAACAUUCAAAUAUUAGGUGUCUUUUUUUUUUUUUU
Messenger RNA from Seriola aureovittata, 6549 nucleotides. RefSeq names its product crumbs cell polarity complex component 1 (gene crb1). Bases 326 to 4297 code for a protein of 1323 amino acids. NCBI's taxonomy places the organism in Eukaryota, Metazoa, Chordata, Actinopteri, Carangiformes, Carangidae. The transcript is spliced from 13 exons. The record is from RefSeq and is a predicted model, not a curated record. Gene Ontology annotation, molecular function: calcium ion binding.